Molecule: messenger RNA, 945 nt
Organism: Nerophis lumbriciformis (worm pipefish)
Lineage: Eukaryota; Metazoa; Chordata; Actinopteri; Syngnathiformes; Syngnathidae
Source: RefSeq, a predicted model, not a curated record
AUGUUGGACAACAACGAUGGGAACAUGGCGGCCGCCCUGGUGCAGAUGACUUGUAUGUACAGGGGAAUGUUAGCGGUUAGGGCGACAGGUAUCAGGCCCCUGAUACCAGGGCUGGUCCCGGCUCACUUUCGGGCUUUCUCGAUGCGGAAAGAACCGGAAUUGGAGGACAACCCUUACUACAAUAAAUACCAGGAAAAGAUACAGAAAAUGCGCAGUUCCAGAUCUCAAGAGUUCAAGGCCCGAAUGGAGAAACGCCACGAGUCCAAAAAAGAAAUACUGGGCUCGUCCAACCAAGCAGAUUUUGUGCGGGUCGUGGAACAACAGUUGGACAAGCGAGAUAAACUGGCAGCUGACAAUGGAACAUCAGGAGGUUUCACCAAAAAUAAGUCGCUGGGCUCCAUUCUCAACCUGGAGCUGAUCCAGGACAAGACAGGUGAAGAGAUUGCAGAGCUCUGGAGGAACUAUUAUGCCACCAAGGACACAAUCAGUGCUGUCAUUCCAAGACGGACAUAUGAGAUUAUUGCCACUCGAGCACAGUCAUGUCCUAUGUUCUUGUAUGCUCUGCCACAGAAUGAGGGUUAUGAGUUCUUUGUGGGUCAAUGGUCCAGCCAUGAGCUCCAUUUCACCUCCCUAAUCAACAUUCAGACACAUGGGGAGAGUGCCCCAAGUCAAGUGAUCCUCUACCACUAUCCAGACUUGAAGGAGAACAAGGGCAUCGUGCUUAUGACGGCAGAGUUGGACCCCAAGUUCUUAACUGUCCAGCAGGCUCAGUGUUUGGCCAAUCAGGUGCAGCUCUUCUAUGGGACGAAAAGGCAAGAGACAUUCCGGUUGGUGGAGACAUUUAAUCACCACCCAGCGGAGUUUAAACACAUGUCAGUGAUUGCAGAGCUGGAACAGAGUGGCAUAGGAAAUGCGCUCACCUCUACAUCGUCAAACAAAGAGUGA